AGUCCCAACCGACUUUCUUGUCCUCAUCAACCUCUUUUUUGGGUCGCGGUGAUUUUAGCGGGGGUUCCGGUCACUCCUGGGCUAUUUGGUCUUGGAAGCGAGCCAUAUUGGGUAUUCAGUUCAGGGUCACCGGUCCCCUUCUUCCCUCGCCAACCUCGUCGACAGAAUUGAAACACAUCCCGGAAUCCAUCUGUCAUUGUACGUACAUACCCACAUACAGUAUCCGCAGGCUGCAUGUGAAGAAGAUGGCCCCUCGCCAGCGUCACUCCACUCACGGCCAAGAGAAGGUUCUGGGCACGAGUCAGCCUGCUGCUGUGGCAGCUGCUGUGCUGGAACAGCCUCCCAAAGUCCUCAAGAAGCUGCUUCACUGGGAGGAGCUCCCCCAUUGGCAGCGCGAUAACCAGCACAUCCAUAGCGGGUAUCGGCCGGCCUCGGCUUCCUUCCUUGUUUCCUUCCAGUCCCUGACCUAUCUUCACAAUGAAACGGUCAAUAUCUACACGCACUUGCUGCCAUCGUUGCUGGUCGUGCCGGCGGCCUUCGCACUGUAUCGGGCACUAGCCCCGCGGUAUGAAACGGCGACGCAGGCGGACGUGAUCGUCUUCGGCUGCUUCUUCGCCGGGGCGGCCUUUUGCCUGGGCAUGUCUGCCACCUACCACACGAUCUCGAAUCACUCGCCCAUGGUGGCGCGCAUCGGGAACGCGUUCGACUACGCGGGCAUUGUGGGGCUGACGGUGGGCAGUUUCAUCCCCAGCGUUUACUUUGGCUUCUACUGUCAGCCCGCGCUGCAACGGCUCUACUGGAGCAUGAUCUGCACGAUUGGCCUUGGCUGCGUCGUCGUCUCGAUCUUUCCUCAAUUCCGGACCCCAGGCUGGCGACCGUUCCGGGCGGCGAUGUUUGUCGGCAUGGGCCUGUCAGCGGUGUUUCCCGUGAUCCACGGAUUACGCCUGUACGGGCUGGGGCAGAUGACACGCCAGAUCGGACUCGGCUGGCUGGUGCUCCAGGGUCUCCUGUACAUCCUGGGGGCAGCGAUCUAUGCGGCUCGGGUCCCCGAACGCUUGCGACCCGGUCAAUUCGAUCUGUGGGGAAGCUCCCAUCAGAUUUUUCACGUGCUGGUGGUCUGCGCCGCAAUUGCUCAUCUGACCGGGUUGCUGAAGGCGUUUGAUUACAGACACAGCGGGUUCGCCGCCAGCUGUGCUUGGAGCUGACGGUGAUUCGCCGGCAAGGGGAUCUAGGAUCGCACAAGGGGCCCUUUGCUGGUCACCAUCUUCGGAAAUCUAGCCAUAAUCGACUGAUU
Messenger RNA from Aspergillus fijiensis CBS 313.89, 1294 nucleotides. Its product is annotated as hemolysin III family protein. Gene Ontology annotation, molecular function: signaling receptor activity. Gene Ontology annotation, cellular component: membrane. NCBI's taxonomy places the organism in Eukaryota, Fungi, Ascomycota, Eurotiomycetes, Eurotiales, Aspergillaceae. The record is from RefSeq and is a predicted model, not a curated record. The transcript has a single exon. The coding region runs from base 246 to 1205 and encodes 319 amino acids.